AAUUAAUUAAAAUGUCUGCUGUGGGUAUUCGUGGUGAAAGAGAUCAAGGUUAAGAUGUACGUACAAGUAAUGUAACUGCUGUCAUGGCUAUUGCUAAUGUUGUCAAAACAAGUCUUGGACCACAAGGUUUAGAUAAAAUGCUUGUUGAUGAAAUUGGAGAUGUUGUGAUAACAAAUGAUGGGGCAACAAUUCUAAAACAAUUAGAAGUUGAACAUCCAGCUGCCAAAGUUAUAGUAGAGUUGAGUUAAUUAUAAGACAAAGAGGUAGGAGAUGGCACUACAUCAGUUGUUGUUUUAGCAGCUGAAUUACUUCGCCGCGCUAAUGAAUUAAUUAAAAUUAAAGUUCAUCCUACCACAAUAAUAUCUGGAUAUAAAUUAGCAGCCAGAUAAGCAGUAAAAUAUAUUCAAUCACAUUUGGUACAUAAAAUCACCGAAGAUGAUACUGAAAUUUUAAUUAAUGCUGCCAAAACAUCAAUGAAUAGUAAAGUUAUUGGUCCAGAAAGUCACAUCUUUGCUAAAUUAGCAGUUGAAGCAGUUAGAUUAAUUAAGACUUAAGGUUUAGUAUCUGGUAAAGCUAAAUAUCCAAUUUAAUCAAUCAAUGUUGUUAAAAGUCAUGGUUAAUCAUCUAAUUAAUCGGAAUUAGUAAAGGGAUAUGUUAUAUAAUUAUAAAGAGCAUCAUAAUAAAUGGUAACAAAAGUAAAGGGUGCAAAAAUAGCCUGUUUGGAUAUAAAUUUGAAUAAAUUUAAAAUGUAAAUGGGAGUAUAAAUAUUGGUGGAUGAUCCAAAUAAUUUAGAAAAAAUAAGAAAGAAGGAAAUGGAUGUAUUAAAAGAGAGAAUUUAAUUAUUAUUAUCCGCAGGAGCAAAUGUAAUAUUGACUUCAAAGGGAAUGGAUGAUUUAGCUAAUAAAUAUUUAGUAGAAGCAGGUGCAAUAGGUUUGAGAAGAGUUCCAAAGGAGCAUUUAAGAAGAAUUGCAAAAGCAUCAGGUGCUAAAGUAGUGACAACUUUUGCAAAUGAAGAAACUGGAGAAUCAUUUGAUGUAAGUUGUUUAGGAGAGGCUGAAGUAAUAAUAUAUAUAUUAAUUAUAGGAAGUUUAUGAAGAAGCAAUAGGAGAUAAUGAUUAUAUUUUCUUUAAAGGAAUGAAGAAAGAAUAAUCAGCAAGUAUAAUAGUAAGAGGAGCUAAUGAAUUGAUGACAGAUGAAAUAGAAAGAUCAUUACAUGAUUCUUUAUGUGUAGUAAAGAGAACUUUAGAAUCAGGAUCAGUUGUUGCUGGAGGUGGAGCAGUUGAAAUGGCUUUAAGCAUUCAUUUAGAUGAUUAUUCAAGAAAACUUGACUCAAAUGAAUAAAUAGCUAUAGCAGAAUUUGCAGAAGCUUUGACUUCAAUUCCAAAGAUCUUAGCUACUAAUGCAGCUAAAGAUUCUAUUGAUUUAAUUAGUAAAUUGAGAGUUCUUCAUAGUAAAUCAUAAUAAUUGGAAGUUGAUGAAAAAGGAUAUAAAUUUAGUGGAUUAGAUUUAAUUAAAGGUGAAGUCAGACAUAAUCUUAGACAUGGUGUUCUUGAACCAACAGUUAGUAAAAUAAAAGCUUUAAAGUAAAAUUACAAAAUGAAUAUCAAUAGAUUUGCAACAGAAGCUGCUAUUACAAUUUUGAGAAUUGACGAUAUGAUUAAGUUGGAACCUAAAAAAGAGUAAAUGCCAGGAAGACAUUGAGUUCUGAGAGUGAUAUAUAAUAUACAAUAAGAAAUAGAGAUAAG
This is a messenger RNA of Paramecium sonneborni, 1745 nucleotides long. The record is from the annotation of a GenBank genome assembly. Lineage: Eukaryota; Ciliophora; Oligohymenophorea; Peniculida; Parameciidae.